AUGGAUGGGGAGAGUGGUCGUGCGAGGGCGAUAUCCGAUGCUCAGCCCCCACUGUCACCGGGUCAGAACCGAGAUGCCAGCGAUACGGACUAUAUCUCACCCACGAGAACCACCGGUGCCGAUGAGGGUGGUGCCCGGCAACGUAGCUCGUUUGCCUCAAGACGCAGUAGUGAGAGCAGAGUGCCCAGUUUGGCUCCCCGCACUACUCUCGCGGAGCGUACGCAGGGUAGGUUCACCCUAGCUGGGCCGGAUGAGACGCCCCAGCUGCGUUCGGCUCAGGAGCCCUUCGUCCAGCCGGGCUAUGCGGAUCUGAAUCCAUCUUAUGAACAGCCGUCCAACACCAGACCGGUCUGGUCACUGGCCAAGCCGUUGCCACGUGUGGUGCGGCCAGGAAUGGUGCCGACCAAGCAAGAGCUCUUGCAGAACUUAGCAAAUGCCCAGCGUCCCACGGAGAACUCGGACAGACUCAAUCUCGACGUCGACGCCAAUGAUAUCGAGCAGGGUCGCAUUGAUAAGACCGCUGACCCGCGGAAGAUGAACGCGCAGGUCGACGAUGCUCGUUUGCAGCGCGAGACCAAUUUUAUGAAUAAGAUACUCUCCGGUGAUGGGAACUCUGUCAGACAGACAUCGCGCUUGUCGCGCUCCAUGUCGGUCCGGCGAAGACGGCCUACGAUCGGGGAUAUGACGCAAGGCCAACUGUCGGUUGUACAGGAGGGAGAUUCCCAGCAUGACCAGGAACCAGGGGAGCGGCCGGAGGUCGGUGACGAACCACUAGGAGGAGAUGAAGACCUGGGUGCGACGCUGGAACAAAUUUUGAGUGCCCAUGAACUAGAAAAGUCAGGUUUCCCCGACGACAUGCACCCGCUCGUGCAGGAUUUGAUCGAAGAUGAAGUGCAUAACAACCACACCGUCUGGUCUGUUAUCCGUACACACCACCGUGAGGCUUUCGCUGAGGCCCUAGGUGUAUUUGUUCAGCUCACCCUAGGUUUAUGUGUCGACCUGUCUGUCACUAUCGCCAAUCAGGGUAACCCCAACACUACCUCCUGGGGCUGGGGCCUAGCAACUAUGAUGGGCAUCUACAUUUGUGGUGGUGUUUCCGGUGCCCACCUGAAUCCUGUUGUUACUAUGGUACUAUGGUUCUUCCGUGGUUUCCCUAAGCGCAAGAUGCCUGAGUACUUCGCCGCUCAGUUCUUAGCCGCCUUUUUAGCUGGUCUUGCUGCGUAUGGUAUCUAUUACCAAUCCAUUCAGAACUACCUCCACCUCAAUACAGAGACCGGCAUCAUCAAUAGCUUCGUGACCAAUUCACGUGAGGCAUGGAUUGGUCCUGGGACAGCGUUCUUCAACGAGUUUAUGGGUACAGCCAUUUUGAUCGUCACCGUCCUGGCUCUUGGUGACGAUCAGAACUCUCCACCCGGCGCUGGUAUGAAUUCGCUGAUCAUCGGGCUGGUCAUUACUUGUCUGUUGAUGUGCUUUGGCUACCAAACCGGGGCGGCACUCAACCCGAGUCGCGACUUUGGUCCUCGACUUGCGCUUCUGGCUGUGGGUUUCCCCAAUACCCUGUUUACUGACCCAUUCUGGUUCUAUGGACCUUGGGCUGGGACUCUAAGCGGUGGGUUUUGUGGCGCCUUCCUAUAUGACUUCUUCAUCUUCACCGGUGGUGAGUCGCCUAUCAACUACCCACUCGAGCGCACCCAGCGUGCCAUUACCAAGAGUAGAAUGAAGUGGAAGCGUCGACUGCAUCUGAACUAA
Messenger RNA from Penicillium expansum, 1749 nucleotides. RefSeq names its product Major intrinsic protein. The record is from RefSeq and is a predicted model, not a curated record. Lineage: Eukaryota; Fungi; Ascomycota; Eurotiomycetes; Eurotiales; Aspergillaceae. Gene Ontology annotation, cellular component: plasma membrane. Gene Ontology annotation, molecular function: glycerol channel activity; water channel activity. The coding region runs from base 1 to 1749 and encodes 582 amino acids. The transcript is spliced from 2 exons. Gene Ontology annotation, biological process: water transport; glycerol transmembrane transport.